This is a messenger RNA of Peronospora matthiolae, 2079 nucleotides long. The record is from the annotation of a GenBank genome assembly. Lineage: Eukaryota; Oomycota; Peronosporomycetes; Peronosporales; Peronosporaceae.
AUGCAACAAACGCCUCCCGAUGAAGCGAUCGUCACUGAUUUCCUCGACUCGCUUCCUCCGCGGGACCAUGGUCCCGACCUUUCGGUUCUCAGCGACGAAUUAACAGCAGCUGAGGUGCUAACAUCUAUUCGUCGCUGCAAACGGGGUAAGGCGUGGGGACCGGAUUCGCUUAAUAACGACUGGUACCGCGACAAUGAGGCCUACCUUGUACCUCUACUGACAAGGGUAUUUAACGUGUGCGCACUUGGCGGCAUCUUGCCGGGCACGUUCGGUCAAGCUGUAGUGGCGUGCAUAAAGAAGUCGAGGAGUGCGGCAUCACCACUUGACUAUCGACCGAUAUCUCUGUUAAACUCGGACUACAAAGUCUUCACACGGAUUUACGCGUCCCGCCUCAGACCGCUGCUACCAACUCUAGUAAAUCCUCUCCAAACUGGUUUUGUACCUCGAAGAGAGAUGGCGACGGUACUUGAUAUCUUCGCUGCUGCUAAAUUGUGUGCAUGUAAUGAUCCCGAAUUGCACCGCUCGCUCAUGUUGCUGUUGGAUUUCUCAAAGGCGUAUGAUUCGCUUUCACGCAAUUUUCUUCUCGCCGUGAUGAGCCGACUCGGCUUCCCGGCAUCGUUUGUUCAUCUCACCUCGGCUCUUCACACGGGUACAAGAAGCCAAUUCAUCGUAAACGGCUACAUGUCCGAUCCUCUUGAUGUCGGGUGUGGUAUACGCCAGGGUUGCCCGCUGGCACCCUUGCUUUUUAUCAUUGCGGUGGAACCUCUUUACGAGAUACUACAUAGCACGGUGAAGGGUGUUCGGAUCGCAAACACGUCGGAGACACUGGAGAUCAAGGUAUGCGGGUACGCGGAUGAUACUGCUGUGUACGUUCAGUCCCCGGAGGAAGUGUCUGUGGUCAUGCGGACUCUAAUGCGAUUUGGGGCGGCUUCUGGGCUGGUCAUUAAUGCUUCGAAGUCUGUGGCGGUUCCUCUGUGUGCCGGUGUGAGCAUUGACCCCACACUUUUGCAUGAUGCUAAGCUGUUACAGGCGGGCGAGAGGUGCAGGUAUCUUGGCGUUUUAAUUGGGGAUGGACGGACGGUUCGGGACAACUGGAGUGCAUGCCUAGUCUCACUCAAUGCUCGGCUUGUGCUAGCCAGACGAAAGACAAACACGGUCAGGAGCCGAGCUCUAUUAGCCUCGGCUUUAAUCAUUCCCAGGGUCACGUUUCUCGCGAGACACUCGUGGCCUACCCGUGAGGUUAUCGACUCGUUACAGCUUUUGGUUAAGCGUUUUGUUUGGGGAUCGCGACAAGGUGUGCCAUCUCGAGCGUGGAUGAGUGAAGCACAGGCCGGUUUACGUGUGUGUGAUGGGGGGAUUGCUAUCCCACAUGUAGCAACGGAGCUGCUUGCUAUGGCGGCCAAUGCGGUCGGUAAAUGGGCAUCUUUUUCGAAUGGGCCAGCUCGAGUCGCGGGUGACAUAUUGCUGGCAAGGAGAGCUGGAGUUGAUGUGUACCUUACUCCGGACAAGCCAUGCACAACCCCUAAGUGUUUUACUGUCUCCGACACCAUGUGGGCCAGCGGAGCAGCUGUGGUUCGUGGUGUGCAUAGCGUCCCUAUUGAUUUGUCUAAGGCUGGAUGUGUUGCAGCAACUGAGUCUCUCUUGCGUCGGCAUAUUUCAGCUGCCUACUGGGAGGGCGAUACGUUAACAUUUCGUAUCGAUACUGCCACGGUACAAGCCAUUGCAAGUAAAGCGGUCGGCGAGCAGUGCAUACGUGGAACUUUCUGCCACGAGUGGCUAGGUCGGGUGGGACUCGAUACGAGGCAAUGGUUGAUCACUGGACGGGGAGAGGACGUCAAUAUACCUCUCCUGCGGCGUGGAGAACAGUGGCAAACGCUUCGUGAUCUCCUGACUUGGAUAUGGCACGGGGAUGGAACCAUAAAGUUCGAGCUUCAGCGUUCACGGUCACCGGCAAUUCGGCGUGCGGUCUCGGUCCUGUGCAAGGCGAUUGUGUGCAAUUAUCCCACGCUUUUCCUUCAACCGCGCUCACCAUCGGUUUUGAGACCGAUUGAUGCUAGCUCGUCGUCGAAUCUUUCGUGA